AUGUAUGCGAUGUGGAGACUGCAGCUCGCCUUCUGCACUCUGUCGGUUGUGUCCCUGUCAUACGCUGCUGGUGGGCAAGCGCGGAGCUGUAGCGAGGUUAGACAAGCUUACAGCGCGAAAGGAUUCAGCCUCACCAAUGUACCUCAUCAGGAAAUAUCAGGAGAGCACCUGCGAGUCUGUCCUCAGGGAUACACCUGCUGCACCUCAGACAUGGAGGACACGCUGCACCUGCAGAGCAAAGUGGAGUUUGAGAGCCUGGUGGAGCAGACCAGCCACGACAUGAGGACCACCUUUGUGUCCAGGCACAAGAAGUUUGAUGAGUUUUUCCUGGAGUUGCUGGACACCUCGGAGAAGUCCUUGAAUGGCAUGUUCACACAGACCUAUGGGAAACUGUACAUUCAGAACUCGGAGAUCUUCCAGGACCUUUUCACAGAGCUGAAGCGCUACUACACCGGCGGCAAUGUCAACCUGGAGGAGAUGCUCAAUGACUUCUGGUCCAAACUUCUGGAGCGCAUGUUUCAGCUGCUCAACUCGCAGUACCACUUUACGGACGACUACCUGGAGUGUGUGAGCAAAUACACAGACCAGCUCAAACCGUUCGGAGAUAUACCGCGCAAACUCAAGGCCCAGGUGACCAGGGCCUUCAUCGCAGCUCGGACCUUUGUACAGGGCCUGAUGGUGGGCAGAGAGGUGGCCAACAGGGUGGCAAAGGUAAAUGUGGCGCCCGCUUGUGUGAAGGCGUUGACAAAGAUGCUGUAUUGUCCGUACUGCCGUGGCAUGCCUGGACUCAAGCCCUGUCAUAACUACUGUCAGAACGUGAUGAGGGGCUGUCUCGCCAACCAGGCCGACCUCGAUGCAGAGUGGAACCUCUUCAUAGAUGCGAUGCUGAUGGUGGCCAACAGGCUGCAGGGGCCGUUCAACAUUGAGGCAGUGGUCCAGCCAAUUGACAUCAAGAUCUCUGAGGCCAUCAUGACCAUGCAGGACAACAGCAUGCAUGUGUCUGCAAAGGUGUUUCAAGGCUGUGGUCCUCCAAAGCCCUCAGGAGCCGGGCGUUCGGCCAGAGGGAUCUCAGACGUGUUCAGUGGACGAUUCAAACACUUCAGCCACGAAGAAAGACCCACUACCACAUCUGGAACCAGCCUGGACAGACUGAGGAUAGUGUGGAGGACAAUGCAACACAGCGUGAUUGACAUUAAAGGGAAGUUACAGGAGUCCAAGCGAUUCUGGUCCAAGCUGCCCGAUGACAUCUGCGCCCGGGGACAGUUCAGUGAGCAGGACGAUGAGCAGUGCUGGAAUAGCCACGCCAAGGCCAGAUAUUUCCCCGAAGUGGUGAAGGAGGGACUGACCAACCAGAUCAACAACCCGGAGGUGGAGAUCGACAUCACAAGGCCGGACACUCUGAUCCGACAGCAGAUCAUGGCCCUGCGCGUCAUGACCAACAAACUCAAGAAUGCUUACAACGGCAAUGAUAUCUACUUCCAGGACUCUAGUGAUGAGGGCAGUGCAUCAGGCAGUGGCAGUGGCUGCACUGAGGGCUGCACUACAGAGUACACUUACGUGGGGACUGAAGAGGCUCCUGUGAUUGGCGCCGACCGCAGUGACGAACGUGCUGCAGCCGCCGGACACGCCCCCUCCCACAGACCCUCGCCCCGCCUCCUCCUGGUCACGCUCGCCAUCCCCCUGUGGGCCAUGCAGAGGCAAUGCAGAUAA
Messenger RNA from Boleophthalmus pectinirostris (great blue-spotted mudskipper), 1710 nucleotides. RefSeq names its product glypican-6-like. The record is from RefSeq and is a predicted model, not a curated record. Gene Ontology annotation, biological process: regulation of protein localization to membrane; cell migration; regulation of signal transduction. NCBI's taxonomy places the organism in Eukaryota, Metazoa, Chordata, Actinopteri, Gobiiformes, Gobiidae. Gene Ontology annotation, cellular component: synapse; cell surface; plasma membrane.